UGUACGCGUGUGCUCGUUUAUCAUGAUCGUGUCGCUCUUUUGGUAAUACGUCUCAUCUUUCUCGAUCAACUCGAUUUGUUUUGUUUGACAAGCGCGAAAGAUGCGGAGCACGCGUGUCAUGUCUCGAUUCAAGGCCAGGGAGGACAUAUUGGCACGUGAACAGAACCCAUUAAAAAAUAGACCUCCCCGACCGAACGAAAUCGCGACGUUUAAAUCGACCAUAAGUUGCUUUACAAGUUCGCGUUAAUUAAGUGGCCGUCUCAUUCGUCCAGUGCAUUCGCCUAGCGAGUUUACGUUUGCGUGUGCUGCGUCACUCGAGCUUGCUUGUUGUUCCUUUUACGUUAUAUAAGGAACACGCUUUGCACGAAUGUGCCACCACCAUCUUUGUUGACGUAACGAAGCGCGAAAUUUAACUUAUUUCUGUCGCCGACGAAUACAACGCACACCACGAACACGAUCUCCAAAUCGUCUAAACUUUGAAUAUUCUUUGAUUUCUCUUGCUUUCUAUACAUUCGUUCAAAAUAGUUUCUGUGGAAGGCGACUAUCGAGAUAACGAAUUAAAUGAAAUUCUUACAUAACGUCUGGUUAUAAGUUACAUAUUCGUAUGUAUAUAUUAUUCUUUCAACGUUUCAAUAAAGCUCAGUCGUACGUCGCGUUCUUUCACCGAGAUGCAUAAUAAAAUUAUCAGUCGUCUAAUGAUCAUCUUUAACAAUAACCUCGUAUUCGCGACACGCUAUUACGCUAUGAACGUUUUAUAAUUUAAUCUGUCCUGUCCACUCAUUUAUCCAUUCACAGAACAUCCGACCAUGGCAUAUUUUCCUCCCGCUGGUCGGUUAAUACGCUUUAAGAUGUGACUUCCCAAGUAGCAUUGUCGAAUCACGUUUUCGAUACUGAUGUAACUCGUUUACCGACCAUAAACAUAUAUUUAUGUCGUGUCAAUUAAGAUUUCCCAUCGAUGUGAUUUAAACUUUGUUCGGACAAAAGAGAUUGCAUUUCCAAUGGGUCUUUCAUCGAGUACCGUCUCGUCUCGAGACCUAUUUUACACGAUAUCUUGUCCGCCUGAUAAAACGACACGAUCCAAGGCGUUAACAAAUGAAGAUCACAGGAAAAAACUUGAUAAGUUUCACGUUUAAACUGGCAAGCGAUCGUCGCAGGAUCGGGAUGGCGUGGCAACAAAGACCUUAUUCCUUCUGUUCGCGGAUCGACGUCGUACAAUUGCGUCUAACUCCGACAAUCGAUCCGACCGUGGCCCAACUUGACAGCAAUUUAAAAUCGCUUCUCCUCCUGUGAGCCGUACCAAGUGCACCGCCACAAACUAUCAUUCUCCCACGAGACGUUGUAGAUCUUCUUCCGCUUCUUUUACCAGGCGUUAUUAUGCGGACGCGUUGCUACGUCUAAUCAUAGAAUAAAAGAAUAAGUAGUCGAAUAAAGCUUGAAACACACGAAACAGACGAUUUAUCGGAAAAAAAAAGAACACCGAAGAUAUAGAAUUCGAAAAAAACAUCGAUGAAGAUGAACCGACGAAAAGUGAAAGCACCAUCUUUUCAGGAGAAAUGGCGAUCUCUUCGCCCAAAUGCGCCAAGGGCAGCGAAAUGGAAACGACGACAAGAAGUUGGAUAGCGAGACCGAUUUUAAACCACGACCUCAUUGCUGAUCUACCUCUUGAGCUUGUCUACGUGGGUUUACUUAAAAGGAAAGAGGACAUCUCGAUCGCGAUUAAGAGUAUCUCUUCCGUUCUGCCAGGUUUCCAUCAUCUGAAACGUUGCUCCUCAAACAAGUUGCUGUUGGCGCCGGUAGACUCUAGAAAAUUGUUAGCGGAAACGAAAGACUGCAAGGAAUCCAAGGAAGAAUUUACUUUGACUCAAGACAAACUGAAAAUGAUAUUAACGGAAAGAGGAUUUAACUUAUCCUUAUUGGAAGAUGACUUUCAUACAGCGAAAGUGCCAGCGAGAGCAGCCAAAACGAAAGCACAAGCUGCGCGGGCCUCGAGCAUUUGGCCUUUGAACUUUCAUCCAGAUCCUAACAUCGAACGACUGGUCGAUGGAUCGAUUUUCACGGAACAUCAAUUGGUUCUUAUAGAGAGGUACAUGAACGUUGUGGUAGAGGCAGCCAGAUUAGAAGCUGUCGGCGACUCGAAUUGUAACGGCAGCGCGGUGAUCGUUGACCCAGUGGAUGGAAGAAUCCUUGCGGUCGCAGCCUCGAAAAUCGAUCGGCAUCCAAUGUGGCACGCAGCUAUGUUGGCCGUAGAUCUCGUUGCCAGACUUCAAGGUGGAGGAGCUUGGAAAUUCGAGGAAAGAUUGGAACAGAAGGGUACCGAUGAUUCGGGAACUUCUGAAUCUUCCGCCAACAGAAACGCAGAAAAUAAAAUGACCAAGGAAAUGAGAAUCAAAAGGAAAUAUGUCGAAGAAGCUCCACUUUGCUAUCCGGAAACGCUAUCGAAAAUUAACCUUCCAAAGGAAGAAUGUCUGCAAUCUACUGAAAUUCGACGAGGACGUAGGAAUAACGGUUCAACGAAAACGAUGGAUUCUAGGACAGUCGAGCAGACUGAAGCAGCAGACACGAAAAAAUGUGGUCCUUAUUUAUGUACAGGAUACUGGACCUUCUUGUUAAAGGAGCCGUGUCCUCUUUGCGCUAUGGCACUCUUGCACUCUAGGGUUUUAAGAAUAUUCUACGGUGUCCCGAAUAGAAAUACAGGCGUGUUAGGGUCCAAGACGGUCUUACAUGCUGUACCAGGGUUGAAUCAUCGAUAUCAAGUUUGGAGUGGCGUUCUGGAACAAGAAUGUCGACAAGCGUUGCAAGAAAUCGAGCACAGAAAUAUGAAUUGACUCACACGGCGUAUUCGUAAUGAUUAAUGGCUAUUUUCUAGCAAGCUAUGAUUCGCGGAACCAUUUAACAUUGUCGCUCUGUUACAGACAUUUUGUAAGUUUGAAGAAUUAAAAACAUUGAAGGAAA
This is a messenger RNA of Bombus huntii, 2952 nucleotides long. Its product is annotated as probable inactive tRNA-specific adenosine deaminase-like protein 3. Lineage: Eukaryota; Metazoa; Arthropoda; Insecta; Hymenoptera; Apidae. Gene Ontology annotation, molecular function: tRNA-specific adenosine-34 deaminase activity. Gene Ontology annotation, cellular component: cytoplasm; nucleus. The transcript has 2 exons. Bases 1554 to 2825 code for a protein of 423 amino acids. Gene Ontology annotation, biological process: tRNA wobble adenosine to inosine editing. The record is from RefSeq and is a predicted model, not a curated record.